Pundamilia nyererei is the source of this 2638-nucleotide messenger RNA. It is a transcript of the gene chst3a, whose product is annotated as carbohydrate (chondroitin 6) sulfotransferase 3a. The record is from RefSeq and is a predicted model, not a curated record. Lineage: Eukaryota; Metazoa; Chordata; Actinopteri; Cichliformes; Cichlidae. Gene Ontology annotation, cellular component: Golgi membrane. Gene Ontology annotation, molecular function: chondroitin 6-sulfotransferase activity; N-acetylglucosamine 6-O-sulfotransferase activity. Gene Ontology annotation, biological process: N-acetylglucosamine metabolic process; carbohydrate metabolic process. The transcript is spliced from 5 exons. The coding region runs from base 279 to 1655 and encodes 458 amino acids.
CACAGGCUGUCCGGGCGAGAGUUAGGGGUGCUGUGAAGCGUGGCCAGCUCGCUCUUCGUGUCGUGGUGUCCAGCACGAGAGAAAAGUUGGAGAAAAAGUUUUCCUCUGUGCUACAUCUGGUGGAGGAGAGCAGCCCGAAACCGGGGAUAGUACAAUGAAGCCGUGCGUCCAUCUCCGAGACAAAGCAGCAGGAUGCUACGAAAGGACGGUAUUUCUCACUAAUCAGGGACAUUUCACUUGAACUCACCAAGAGGCCAAACAAAGAAUGAAGCCUCUGCAUGACAAGCUAUGACCCAAAGAACAGCACUGUAGAGCUCACAUUGCAAAGGGAAGACUUAAGAAUGAAGACCAAGUAUGCAAUCGUCUUUAUCUGUAUUGUGGCCCUGGUCAUCAUUGAAAAGGAAAGCAACAUCCUCUCUAGGGUCUCUGACAGAUUGAUCCAGAGGCAGAUUCCGCAGCAGCAGGAUUUCAGCAACAUAACACAAAAGGGCUCCCUGAUGGCACUCAAAAUGCUGCUGUCGCGACUCUCUGGUACAAAGAGGGAUAACUCAAAUUUCUCAGAGGAAGAAGAGGAGGAAGAACUGGAUGAUUCGGGGACAUACAGCUACGCCGGUGGCCGUAAGCACGUAUUACUCUUGGCCACCACACGGACAGGUUCCUCAUUUGUGGGGGAAUUUUUUAACCAGCACGGGGAGAACAUGUUCUAUCUGUUUGAGCCACUGUGGCAUGUCGAGCGCAUGCUGACCCCGGCUGCAGAGGCAAACAAUGGGACAGUGUUGUCGGGAAUUUACCGAGAUGUACUCCAGAGGCUUUUCCUGUGUGAUUUCUCACCUCUUGAGAAGUUCAUCUCUCCCCCACCUCAGGACCAUGUCACCCCAUCUCUUUUCCGCAGAGAGUCUAGUUUAUCACUCUGUGAAGAACGGGUCUGCAGUCCUGUAAUCAGAGAUGUUUUUGAGAGGUAUCACUGUAAGAGUCGUCGCUGUGGGCCACUGAACCUAACUCUUGCAUCUGAAUCCUGCCUUUCCAAACAACACCAUGCCAUUAAGACUGUUCGUGUGCAUCAGCUGGACACACUGCAGCCUUUGGUAGAGGACCCUCGCUUGGAUAUCAAAGUUAUCCAGCUAGUUCGAGAUCCAAGAGCUAUCUUGGCAUCGCGCAUGGUGGCGUUCUCUUCAAAAUAUCACACGUGGAAGGCCUGGGCGCAGAACGGCCAGGUGCCCGAAGAUGAUGAGGAGGUGAAGAGGCUCAAAGGAAACUGUGAUCACAUUAGGAUGUCUGCAGAGGUUGGACUGAGCCAACCUCACUGGCUCAGGAACCGCUACAUGCUGGUCCGCUAUGAGGAUAUCGCCCUCUACCCUAUGCAAAAGGCAGAGGAGAUGUACAAGUUUGCAGGGAUACCAUUUAGUUCCCUGGCCAGGGAGUGGAUACUGAGGAACACCCAGACCACACAGAAAGCCAGCGGGAUUUACUCCACUCAGAAGAACUCAUCAGAGCAGGCAGAGAAAUGGAGAUUUACAAUUCCCUUUACAUUGGCUCAGGUAGUUCAGAGAGUGUGUGGACCCACCAUGAAGCUGUUCGGGUACAGAUUUGUGAAUGAUGAAAUGACACUGACCAACAAGUCCAUUAGUUUGCUUGAGGAUAGAUUAUUUAAUUAAUCAGGAGGUCAACAUACAGCUGUGAAACUGCACAAUACUGCAUGGCAUGCAGUGCAUGUGAGCCAGCAGAAGCCAUUACUGUUCAGAUCAAAACUGUUAAACAAAGGUGCCAUAAAAAUACAAACAAAGGUGCCUCACAUACAGUAAGAUGCUCGCCAAUGAUGUGCCUCAUUGAAAUAAUGAAAAACUACUUGAUAAAGGGAAGUAUUUAUUUGCAUACUGUGUUCACUGAGUAGCCUGAAGAUUAAACUUUGUUUCAUUCUCUUUAUUUCAUUUAGAAAUGAAACAAGCAUUGAUAUCAAGGCCAAAUGUGACAGAUUAUUGUGUAGGAUUUUUGUUAAAUCUUCAUGGUUGAAUUUCAUGUUACAAACUUAAAGUGAAAGUUAUGUGCAUAUGUUAUCUAAGGGAAAUUUUGUCUUAGAGGAUCCUAAGACCUUUUCUUAAUAACACCCAGUUUGGCUGGUUUCAUGUUUUUAUACAUCAGCAUUAGUCUAGGCAUUUGCUAGAGUUAUGUUCGAGUAGACAUGAUGUGCUGUGAUAGAGUUUUACAAAUCUUACUCAGGAAAAGUAUGUUGUGUCUCGAUGACAAGCAUUGAUAUUUUCUCAACAGUGUGCCGUGUAAGAGAAUAGGUUCUUCUUUUGAAAACUCUGAGAUUAGAGAAGAUAAAUUAAGAUUUAUUUAUCAAUUUAAAGAUGAUAUAUGAGAAGUAGUAACACUCAUAUAUCUAUAUGAAAUAUCUACUCAACUAUUUUUUUUUUGUUUUGUUUUUUUUUAAAUUUCUAGCCAGCAGCCUUAACUGCAUCUGUAUUAAAGUAUUUCUCACUUCUCUAAACGUCCAAGUAGGUUUUGUUUAAUUUUGUUGCUUGCGUGAGAGCUGAUCUGUUCUUAUGUUGGUCAUUAAAUGUAAGGUUUUUUUGUUUUCUUUUAAAUCACACAACAACUCAAAGUAAUAAAAUCACCCAAAAAUAUUAAGACCUGCAGA